UUAGUUUUUAGUAACCACAAAAGUACUCAUGAUGUGCAAAAAGAUAGUGAGGUAAAAGAAGACCUCCAGGAUGACAGAAACAUAAGAAAGCAAGAUGACAGUGCAUGUGGUUAGUAAAACUAUUUUUCAUUUUAUUUUGAGGACAUUUUGAUUUGUCCUUGACAAAGUUUAAAAUUAUGUAUUUAGAAAUCAAAUAGGGAAACCGUCUUUAAGUUUAUUAUCAUGCAGCUCCCUUCCAAAAUGACCACGAAAGACACAUACACAGGGGUCAAACCAUUUUUAAUUAAUUUUAAUCCAUUGGAAUAAGUAUACUAGCUGUAUGCUAUUGAGUGCCUGGGCAUUGUGUGGCUUUAUGUAUUUUUUAUUUACAAUAACCACCUAUCAUAAGCAGCGGAUAUGUAAGUGACCACCCAUUCAAAACACUAUAAAUUUUCCCAGGUUACAGGACAAAACUGUAUUCAGGUUAAAAAUUUUUAACUUACGUCGAUUCUCAAUUUCCUUCGUCUCCUAACCCUAUAUGUAAUUCAUGAAUAAAUACUAUUUAGGAUACAAGGGAAAUUGAGAAUAAUCCUACUGUAGAUUAAAAAUUUUUAAACUGAAUUUAAUUUUGACCUGUAACAUUUAUUAUACUAUUUUUUAAUGACCAUUUGACUCAUGUUGUAAUAUAUCUCGACUCCUUGUUUAUAUACCUGCCAACUUUUUCUGAGAUAUAAGCGUGAGAUUUUUAUCCUGGGAGUGCUGGGAUUUUUGAAGACGACACGAUCAUUUCCGAAGAUUCCCGAGGAAGUCCGAAGUCUUCCGAAGACGUCCGAAGUCUGCCGAGGUCUGCCAAAGGCGAGCUCGCUCCCAGUGCUUUUCACUUCAAAAAUCAGAGAUCGCGAGGAAGGUAUUGCAAUUUAUUCAUUUUACACAUGGUUUUCGUUCCUUACAUUGGUCUGAGUUAACAUAUUUUUGGAAAUUGUGACAAGCAGGACGGCAACAACUCACAUUUUUCAAUCAGGCGUGAGAAAUUGGCCCGCAGGCGUGAGCCGGCGUGAGAUCGAAGUUUUCAACCCGCAGGCGUGAGACUCACGCCUAAGGCGUGAGAGUUGGCAGGUAUAUGUUUACUGUAUGUACCAUAAUGCUAUUCAGGGUAAUAUACAAACAACUUUCAGUGACAACUAGAAACUGCUGAUACUUAAGUAACUGCAUGAUGCAGUAAAUUAUCUUCCAAAAAAAGGAUGUUAUGUGUUGGGAUCUCUUCUCAGAAGAGACCCCCUGUGGGUCAAUUCUCGUACCUGAUCGUGAUGCAUCAUGUAAGCAACCACUUAAAACCUUAGCAUUUUGGGUGGUCACUGAUUACAGGAGGUGCAACAGUAUUUUUCUUUGGGCUGAGCAUAUUGCAUUGACUGACCCUUUUUGUCAUUUUUAGUGGCCUCUGGUGUGAUUGCUUCGAGGGAAAGACAUCAGGCUAAGUUACCUCCUGGAGCAAUACCAAAAAUACGCCCCAGUAAACCAUCACAAAGUCCUGAUGGAGAAAAGAUAUGGGCACAACAAACUUUAAAUAUUGACCCGGUCUCAGACUUGGAAGAGGGAGGACUACAUGAACCAUUGCACAAUACACAGCAAAAGCUGCUGAAGCAAGGUGGUGAUACUCAACCUACAAACGGUAGAGAAACAUCUAAACCUAAAGGUAUGUGUGGAAGUAACUACAGUGUACAUAAUUAUCUAAAGGGUUAAGCUGUGAAAAAUUGAUGGCUUUUCCUUAGCUUAAUAAAAAGGAUAUUAUACACUCAGUUAGAAUCGAACAAUUUGCUAUGUAGAGAAGAAUAAUGUAACACUUUACUGUAUGGCAGCAGCUUUCAUUUCAUAGCCAUGCAACAUUUCUUGAAGAAUAUCAAAUCAUUUGAUCAAAAAGUUAAACGCUAAAAGAUUUUUAAAAUACAUUUAAAAAACAUUUAAAAAAGUGAACGACGUUUCGGCGCUACGUUACGCCAUUAUCAAGUUGAAAAGUGAAAAAGUAUAAGGUGUAAAACGAAUAAUUUAUAUAAAAUUUUGAAACAAUACAUAAAAUAUUUGCGGGUCCAAUUGGUAUAAUUUCCGUGGUAAGAAACACAAUAAGAGAAAAAAAAUGUACGAAAGUGUCACGUAAAUAGUUUGGCGCAAAUGGAGUGGGCUUGCAUGUUAAGAGAAGGCUUGAUGUCCUUCAUGUAUAACAUCUCGUAGACUAAGCAAUCAAACUUGUUGUUACAUUUCCUCAGAACUUUGAAACAGUGGUCAGUCUUUGUUCUGUUGUUGCCAUGCUGUGUGUCAAGGUGUUUCCCGAUGGCUGAAUAACGGUGUUCACUUAUGCGGUGAUGUAAGUGUCGGGCAGUGUACCCGACAUUAUAAUUUGCAUUGCACAAAUCACAUUGAAAUAAGUAUACAACGCAUUGAGUGUUGACGAUCGGAGGCUUGUUUUUGUUGACACUCAGGACAUCAAGCCUUCUCUUAACAUGCAAGCCGACUCCAUUCGCCCCAAACUAUUUAAGUGACACUUUCGUACAUUUCUUUUUUUUUUCUCUUAUUGUGUUUCUUACCUUGGGAAUUAUAACCAUUGGACCUGCAAAUAUUUUAUGUAUUGUUUCAAAAUUUGAUAUCAUAUUCGGUUUACACCUUAUACUUUUUCACUUUUCAACUUAAAUUCUCACCAUUUUCAGCAGUGUAGUAUGUUUAUUUUGCAACAAAACAAUAAAUGGUAAUAAAAAAACACAAAGAUAUCCAUGUAACAAAGCAAGGUUUCUGUAAACUACUCUGAAGAAAACUCCGUCUUCAGGGAAGUCUCUUAUCAGUACGUAAUCAAUUUCAAUUUCAAUCUCAUUGUCACCCAAGUGGGUGGGGUAGGGGUGGGUGCUUAUUAACUUUUUCUGCCUUUAGGAUGGGCACUCAUUCGAGGUGGGCACUAAUUCGAGGUUGGGCGCUUAUUCGAAUAAAUACGGUAAGCGUUGAAACAUUGGAGACAUGUAUUUUGAGAUUUACUAGGGAAUGAGUCAUAGUUUUCUUACAUAAUUCAAAAUGAUUAGUUCAUCGUUAUUAGCACUCUUAUAGCAGCAGUUCUGUGACCGGACAAGUUUCUGACAUGCAGCCAGGCCUACAGUUAAACUUACAGACCUUACCGUAAUAACAAGCAUUGUAUUUUGAUCCCAUCAACUGAAAGCUCUGAUUGCUCUGGAAAGAAACUGGCAUAUUUCCUUUGUUUGUAGUGACCUGUGGGGCAGUUACUUCUGAGGAAAAACAUCAGGCUAAGCAUCCUGGAGCAAAACCAAAGAAACGUCCCAGUGAGCUGCCUCAAAGUCCUGAAGACAACAAAUCAAGUGUACAAGAAGCUUCAACAACAGUGGGGACAAUGUCCUGUAAUCAUGAUGCAGUGUUGGAAGGCAAUUUAAGAAGCCAGUCUUCAGAACAACUGCCUUUGAAUCCAAACAAUUCAGAAUUUCUCACUCAGCCCUCUCUACCCUUUUACAGUAACCAAGAGCCAAUACUACAUGAUAGGUACAUUUUAAAACUAUUAUUACCUUAACAUUUUACUGGCAUAAUUAUGUUUGAUUACAAAGAGUCACACAAAGUUAUAGCUGAAGAAAAAUAUAUGGUCCUUACUUUUUUCUUUUAUCAAAACAGUCCAAGCCGUCAACCUUCUGAAGCUAAGUACUUGUCUCCUCCCAGUCGCAGAGUUGGUAAGGCUAGAAAAGCAUCUUCUAAAGACGACAGCAGUGAUAGUGGUCAGGAAAAUAAUUUUGUGACUGGCCAAGAUACUAUGGUAACUUCACAGUCAGGUACCACCAUGCAGUUACCUCCUCGGCCUUCUAGUCCAGAAGAAAAUGAUGACAUGAUAAAAAAUGAUGGCCUAAUGCAAAAACUGAAAAAGGUUUUUAUCAUUGAAGAUCUUCAAUUCAUCAUUAUAGUACUCAAUUCAUAGUAAUUAAGAAGGAGAAGUUUUUAGUGGUAAUAUUUAAAGAUACAUCAACUUCCUUCUUGCCCUGAUUUUUCCACAAGUGUUUAGAGCUCAUCUCUAGGUUGGAUAGGGUAGCUUCUGGUGUGGUAGUGAUCCACCUUGGUCUUCAAUAAGGAGUAUUGACCAAGUGUGAAGUCUUUGAAUUCUUUUUCAGUUUCCUUUCACAUGAACUUUUGAAAAUUGACGAUUAGUUAUUAGCUGAAUUUAUAAUAUUUCAAAAAGUGAUGGUUGUGGGAAUUUAGAAAUGGCCCGUUUAGAAGGAUUUUUUAGUAAAAAUUCUGACACAUGUAGGUUCAGUGUACCCCAUUAUUCUUGAAUUAAGGCCAAUGUUUAAUCUUUUUUUGUUUCAGACAUUAAUUUUUAUAAAUGUAUUUCUUAAUGUAUUAAAAAUAUGUAAUGAAUAUUAUUUUAAUGGACUGUAUUUUUUUUUUCAGGAAAACAAGACCUUACGUUUAAAUGAGACACACUUGGUGGAGGUAAAUGUUGUUUCCAGGUUAAAAUGGGUUUUGUUCAGUUGUGCAUACAUGUAUGUUGAGAUUUGAAGAAUGCAGGAAGUUUGGAGAGCACAAAAGAUAUAUUUCAGCGGAGAGCAAGUCUAUCCUCUUGUGUUAUUAGGCAAAUUAUCUAGCUAACAUGAGGCCCUGUUCGCAUGACAGAAAAUUUUGUUUGUGUUACAACAAAAUGUGUUAACAGGGAGCCAUUUCUAGUACAAAUGAUUUUUUACACCCACCAAAAUUUCUCAAGCAUCACUAAACUUCAAAGAUGCCAUUGAGAAGUUUUGGGGGCCGACAAUUUUUUUGUCAGGAGACAAAAUCCUUUGUUUCUUGACAAAUAUCCUUCUUUGUAUACUUAUGCUGCCAAUUAUAGUUCCUUGACAAAAACGAAAAGUUGGUAACUACAAAUUGUAAAAUUUUUUGCAAGCGCCAAACUCGUGACAAAAAACAGGGCCUUAUAAAUAUGUAUAUUAGUGCAUAAAGAAAAUAUCUUUGCUUCAAGACAUGAAUCACUCCCUGAAUGUUGCUGUAAGACUGACCUGUACAUGUUUUAAGCGGUAACGUCUAUUUACAAGGAUUCGUGACUGAGUAGUCAGGGUUUUGGACUUGCAAUCUUGCAGACCCGUGCUUGAGUCCCAUUUUAAUUGGCCACAUUUGCUGAAAUUUUUCUUGGUUGUCCUGAGUUCAGAUCCUCAGCAACACUAUUGUAAAUAGCCAACUGGUUGCCUCCUUUCAUUUAAGGUUUUAAUCCUGUUAUGUUAUUAUUUGAAUUUUGUUUCUAGUUAUUUGAGUGGGCUGCCUGUAUUAACUAGCUGGAGAAGCCAAGCACACUUUCUACUGUAAACAAACCUUUAACCUUUAUAACCUUUAUAAGUGGUCGCAGUGAUUUUUUCCAAGGAUGCAGCUAGUUAUUUUUUAUUGUCUUAUUUUACAGUCACUUUGUCAAGAUGUUCUAUACUAACUACACUAUGCAUGGUGUUUAGUUGUCUUUACUUCUUCUAUUGAUAAUACAAUUUAUAAUGAUCGACUUUUGAUAUUCCUUAAUGUAUUGUACGUGUUACUAGGUAAACAGAACACUCACACAAGUCCUCCAAAAACAGUCUGAAGAAAUCCUGUGUCUUAACAAUCAGGCAGAGGUGAGAUUUAAGCUCUGCAUUGUUUUGAUAAAUGAGAAGGUCUAAACCAGGCCUGCAAAUAAUGAGGUCACUAAAAUGGCAAUGCCGGUUAACCUUGACACAAAGCUGCGGGGGAGGCACUCCCUUAUAUGGCCUAUACGGGUAUGUGCCACUGUACACGCUAUGGUUUUUGACCUCUCUGUGCUAAACAAGAAGUUUAAAAGUCGUGUUACGAAAAGUAGUAUAAAAUUAUGUUAUCAACCAUUGCUGAAGAAGUAAAAAUCGUAAUUGACUCCAUUGAGUGUUUUAGCCAAUCAAAAGGGGUCAAAAGAAUGCCGAUUUAGUGAAUUUAUCUUAGUUCUUGAAAACUGGGAUUUGUUCUUGAAAUGUCCUUGGAAAGGCCUUGAAUUUUGUUUCUCUGAAGUUGUACUAACCAUGUGUAGUAUUAUCGUGCUUGGAGUAGUUAGAUCACUGCUAAAUUUGUGGCCCACAGAUGAUCUCAGAGGAAAUGAAGUUUAUGUGUGCUAAAGUGAUUUAGUUGAGGUGUUCCACAAUAUCGGAAUUUCUGGAACAGUCUUAACACUUUGUUUGUUUAUAGACCUGGGCUGAGUUGCUCAAAGCAUGGUUAGCUUUAACCAUUGGUUAAGCAGUAUCAAAACCAAUACGUUGUCAAGGUAUUAAACGCUGGUUAACUCUAACCAUACUUCGAGCAACUGGGCCCUGUUUGUUACUCCAGCCUCUACUUGUUCAAAUGAUGGAUAACGCUAUCCACUGGAUGAAAUCUCUAUCUACUAGAGAACGCAGUGGGUUUCCCUAACACUUAUCUGUUGGAUAGCGUUUUAUUCUGUGGAUGUACUGGCUAUACAACGUUUGAACAACCAGGGCCGGAAGAGUAAAAAAUAAUUACCCAAAAAAUACCUCCCACCCCCACCCCACACCACCAAAAGAGACAAAGAAGUGAGAUUGUUUGCUAGGUAACCGGAAAUAACGACGGUUUUUAAACAAAACUUAGUGCGCUUCUUACUCUUUUUUCUUCCAUUUAUUUUUCAGACAAUUAGGACUGAAAACGCCCAGCUACUUGAGCAAAAAGGUGCCCUAGAACAGGAAAAUAAUGAGGUAUUAUCCGCUUGAUAAGGUUUCAACCUCUUCAUGCCAAAAAUUAGUUCCCACGCCAAUUAAAGCAUGCAAUAAUAAGAAGCAGCCUGUUGGCGGGUAAUAUUGAGGGAGUUUUUACCUAAGGUGCUCUUAAGGAGUUAACUUUUCAGCAUAUUGUCCACGUGCAUGCCCAACUUCAAAGUACAAUUCUGAACAAUUCUGCUCCCUUCCCACUCAGCCCUGCCUGUUUUUCUUUCCCUGAAAUAAUUUAUGGCUGAUUUAUCGCUUUGCACAUUUUACAAGAACUUGAAAUACUCAGCUCUUGCUUCUUUCUUUAGUUAAAAGAGUGCGCGACUGAAAGAUUAGCAGAAAUAGCUGCAAACAUGGAGACGAUUCGAAUGGCUGAAGCGGUAAUUACAUUUUACUUCUUAAAUCGUUCGGUAUUUUUUAUUAAAAUAUGGUAUUAACUUCCGAUCACGUGGACUUUAACAGCACUUACACACGCUUGGUCAAUAAGCAGAGUUAAAAUACAAUCACCUGACGAGAUACCACUCCGACUUUGACUCCUAUUAAGAGCUUCGGUCACCCGGACUCGACCUACUUUAUGUAUCUUAGCACUUAGAUUGUUGUCUUUGGGUAGCGCUAAAGUUCGACCUAAUGCCAAUGUAGUCGGAAAGAAAUGUGGAAAUCUGUCGUAUUGUUAUUGAAGCUAAAGAGAGAACGCGAGGCGAAGCGGGGGAAGGGGGGUGGGGAGGAAACUUUAUUGUUUUUUCCUGCUUAUAGCUCUUUGCGCCGAGCACACAAUCUAAAGACCUGGGCUUUUAAUGUUUGCUUUAUGAAAGCUGUUGUAUGUUGUCUUUUUUUAUGAAAAAAAUCAGAUUUGGCUGUUAAGUUUGGAAAAAGUCAUGGGGAGGGUCGGGAGUUAAAGUUUUGGACUGUAGUAACGUCAACAGCAGUACGACCACUGUUGAUCGGCGAAAGCUCGGAUUUUAACAAUCAACUACAUAUCUACAGCUUUUAAGGGCCUCACUCGAGCUACAAUAUUUGUAUCUACAAAUAUCAGUAACUGAUUAACUAUGUUUUAAAUUACAGGGGCUACGUUUGAAAUUUAACGAGUGUGAAGAACAGAAAGAGGUAAUGAGGCAAUAUAACUUAUGGCGGGCGUAGCAUUUGGAAAUGUGAUUGAUAAAAUUAAAAAAACACAUGGCCCACCCCUUCCCUUCGGCACAAAAAUGACUGACCCACCCCUAAAGCAAGUUUGGAAAUUACAUGACCCACUCCCUAGUAUUAAAACAUGGAAAUUUGGUUUCCUCUUAAUAAUCCAAUAACACCUUGUUCUGUGCAUGACAAAGCCAUAAAUCUCUAGCCUCUUGCCUCGCUUUUAUUCAUUCAAAAUAUUUACCCGAUUCUGAUUGGCUCAAAGCACACGCAUAAUUCACCAUAACCAGCUACUGAUGACCAAAUUUGGUAGAAUUUAGCGUUUAAUGAACCGAUGACGUCAAAAGUGCAGCCUUCGUGCAGGUUAAUGCACCCUUAACCGAGAAGACCUUGGGACGAAGUUGAGUUGUUUUAUUUGUGAAAACAAAAUGGCGGACAUUUCACUCGUUUCAAGAGUAAGAACUAGGCGAAAUAAUAGCUAAAACCAUGGGAAGAACAGCAAGAAGACAACUCGAAGGGCGACUUCUGCUAUUUGAAGUAUAUUUGCGGAGCUGAACAACCCUUAACGUGCACUAUGGAAGAUAAACUUAACAUCCAUGGAGGUAAGCAUGUUUUAGCUAUGUUUUUAAACUAGGAAGUAUUUUUAAUGAAUGAUAAAACAGUUAUUGAAUUCGGCUUGCGUAUCAGAUGAAGAAUUAUGGAGAUCUCGGAGGGUGUUAUCCGCCUUGGCCUACGGCCUCGACGUAUACCACCCUCCUGGAUCUUCAUAAUUCUUCAUAAGAUACUCAGCCUCAUUCAUUAAUUCUUAAAUAUGCCAGUCACCUCUCAUAUUGUCUGACGGUAAACUUAUUGUUAGUUUAUCUCCACUUCAGCUACUUAGCAGUUGUUUUGUUUUUCUUUCCUUUCGUUAGACGAUCAGGCAUCUAAAAAUGGUUAUUGGCCAGUUGGUUUCUCGAAAUGCUUCUGGCAUUAGAACCAUAGUAGAUAACCAAACAAGUGGUAGCUCUAGUGAUUACCUACAACUGCCUGGAUCUGCAGUAGACUUCUCGUCCCAG
Porites lobata is the source of this 8887-nucleotide messenger RNA. NCBI's taxonomy places the organism in Eukaryota, Metazoa, Cnidaria, Anthozoa, Scleractinia, Poritidae. The record is from the annotation of a GenBank genome assembly.